This is a messenger RNA of Cyprinodon variegatus (sheepshead minnow), 922 nucleotides long. RefSeq names its product adenine phosphoribosyltransferase-like. Gene Ontology annotation, molecular function: adenine phosphoribosyltransferase activity. The record is from RefSeq and is a predicted model, not a curated record. The transcript is spliced from 5 exons. NCBI's taxonomy places the organism in Eukaryota, Metazoa, Chordata, Actinopteri, Cyprinodontiformes, Cyprinodontidae. Bases 43 to 645 code for a protein of 200 amino acids.
UUCCCUCUGACUGCACAGACUGCGUUACCGCAGCUACUUCUAAUGGACGUAUUGGCUGUUCCUGCAGAUCGGCAGAAAGGAUGGUACCUUUCACUCAUGGCCCCCAAUACAAAGGGGCCAGAGUUUGCCUGGCUGGACCCUUCCAGACUCUACUGCAACUCGCAGGCGCUGGCAGACUGUGUCAAAGACCUUCUGAGUGUGUUUCACAGCGACCCCAUUGACCUGGUUGCUGGGAUUGAUGCCAUGGGAUUCAUUCUUGGAGCAUCUAUUGCUGCAACUCUUGGAAAAGGCUUCCUGGCGAUUCGUAAAGCGGGUCAUCUGUGCGUGGCGACUGAAAACCAAAACUACACAGACUACACAGGCAGAAAAAAGACUAUGGAAGUAAGGCUGGAUGUGCUAAAACCAGGUAUGAGGGUUCUGCUGGUGGACCAGUGGAUAGAGACAGGAGGCACUAUGAGGGCUGCCAUCCAGUUGGUGGAGAAACAGGGAGCCACGGUUGUUGGCGUAGCCGCUGUGGCCAUUGAGAACACGGAAGGAGGGAAGUGGAUCAAGGAAAACUACAAGUUCUCCCACUGCAUCCCAGAAGGUCUGCAGAGUCAAGUCGAUGGAAAAUAUAUGAACAUUUUGAAAAGCUUUAACAAGUAGAAGAUUUUCAGAGCUUAAUGAAGAGAAAAUAAACUUUAUAUCAAAUACUUUAAUUUGCAUAGAAAUACAGCAAGGUAAUUAUUAAAUGACUUAGGUUUUGAUAUUUUUUUACUAACCAAAAUAAUAGCACAGGAUUUCUCGUGUAAUAAAAAUAAAAAUCAGACACUUGAAUCAAAACAGUUGAUGCUCACAAAGACAAAAUAAAAACUCUACAACAAAUUCAGUCACUGAUUAAAUAAAAACAAUAAGUAAGUACCUAUCAAGCUUCCUGGAAAUA